CUUUUCGAUGAUACUUAUAUACCGUUCACUGUUUAUGAUUGUUGAGUUUUCAAGGUGUCAUUUAGAAUGAUUGUAACUCAGUAUCAAUAAUGUUCUUACAUUUGGUCCAGAUUUAAAUGGAUUAUUUCAUUGUUUACAAAACAAAUGUGUUGUUGAGUCCUUGCAACAAUGAGAUUUAGUUGAUCUGUUUACUUUGAGUGUUUGAUAUUUUAAUUCAAAUUCAAAUUUAAGUUAAUAUUUUAGUGCUUGUUUCUAACAGUAUAUUUUUAUAAUUUAUCAUUGUGAUGUAUUUUUUUCCUCUAAAGACUAAAAGUUUAUAUUUUAGCUAAUUUUUUUCUUUUCAAGUGGUGAUAGUUUUUUUGUGAAUAUCUAAUUUUCUUUUUCAAUCAAGUGGUGUUGAUAUAUCGGAUAACUUUCACCGUUAGUAAAAUGAGAACUAUUAUCAUGCUUCAGUGGAUAACCACGUAUAUCGUAGUACUUUAUCAAUCGAUAGAUGAAGUUACUGGGUUAUCAUCUGGGGCUCCGCCUUCUACCUGCAAUGACCUUACGCCGAGACAUAAAGACACUCAUAGUGCAACCUCAUAUCUACCAUAUGAAAUUCGACCUGCUAUAGAGGAACGUAGUGUGAAAAUAACAUUAGGAAGUUCUCAAGGUCUUCCGUUUAAAGGAUUUAUAAUCAACGCCCGAGAUAUUGCAACUCAUCAGAUAAUUGGAAAGUUCGAAAAUAUUACUGAGGGUAUACAGCCUAUCAAGUGUGAAGCUGAUGUCGAUAAUACUGCUACUCACACUGACAAUCAAGUAAAACAUAAUCUAUUGUUGCAAUGGGUACCUCCAUCAGAUUACGAAGGAACCAUAAUUUUCAAUUCAACGAUUGUUCAAGAUUACGCAACUUAUUGGAUUGGCGUUGAAUCUCCACCCAUUACUGUACUGAAGGAAAACAUAGAGCUAUCAGAGCCAUCAAUACCAUUAUCUUCGACUCAAAGAACCACUACUGAACCAUAUUAUGAACCUAUGACAGAAAGCCCGGUAAAAAGUGAUCAACAUCAUCCAAUCUAUGAUGGAUGUGGUACUAUAAAAAGUUGUUUUGGUAAUAAUGACAAAUGCGUCGAUGAUAAAUCUUGUACAGCAAUUGUUGGAGUUAAAGUAAAAGGAGAAAAAUAUAUUUUCGAAUUAUUGGGCAAAGGUGGUAGUUAUAUUGCGGUCGGAUUAUCGAACGACAAUAAAAUGGGUGAUGACAGUGUAGUUGAAUGCAUCAAGGAGAAUGAUACUGUAAGUUUGCACAUGUCUUGGAAUUAUGGUAGAGACAAUAUGAGAAAUUCAACUCCAGAUGGAAUAGUAUCAUUAGAGAAGACUUCAGUAGAGAAUGGAUUGCUCUAUUGCAGAUUUGUUAGAAAUGGGAAAACUGUCAUUCAAGAUGAAAUAUUUGAUCUUAUUGAAAAAAACUAUUAUCUUCUUUUGGCUGCAGGAAGUAAAUUAAAACAUACUAGCGAAGUGGGAUUUCACGAUAUCAUAUACGUAGCAUCUGACACACCAAAAAAGUUAGCUGAUAUCGGUAAAAUUAUGGCAGCUAGCGAUGCGUAUAUUCGCAUUCAUGGUGCACUUAUGAUUUUUUCAUGGAUUGGACUAGCAUCUAUUGGAAUGCCUCUUGCACGAUAUUACAAACAAACUUGGGUGAAAUCCCAACUUUGUGGCAAGGAUCAAUGGUUUGCAUGGCACAGGUUUGGUAUGAUAUUAACAUGGACCAUGACACUCAUAGCAUUCAUUCUCAUUUUCGUAAAAACUGGUGGCUGGAGUCGAGAAACACUUCAUGCAUCAGUAGGUCUUGCUACUACUAUAUUAGUAUUUAUUCAACCGUUUAUGGCAGCUUUGAGACCUCAUCCUAACACUCCAAGAAGACCUUUGUUCAACUGGACGCAUUGGCUUAUUGGUAAUUUAGCUCAUUUGUUUGCGGUGGCAUCUCUUUUUUUCUCUGUUCGAUUGACCAAAGCAAAAAUACCAAGAUGGGUGGAUUGGAUUUUGAUAGCAUACGUUAUUCUUUAUGCUAUCAAUCACAUUUUAUUAUCGAUUGCAGGUUUAGUUGUAGCAAAGAAGAAAGUUGAAAGUAUUAAUACCUUUCCAAUGAAAGAUUUACGAAUGAGAUCUGUUAUUGCUUCGAGCAUUAAAAAAGAUGCUCCUUUAGCGGGAUUCAGAAAAAUUAUACUAAGUAUUUAUGUUUUUGGAAUCGCACUAUUUGUAAUUAUACUAUUAGUAAUUACCGUCUUGGCUCCAAUUGAAGAUUCCUGGAACGAAUUUAUUGCCACUAUAUCUAAGUACUAAAAACUUCAUCGAAUAAUAAUGAUGAAAUAAACAUAUGCAUUUUUGUAACAUAUUGUAAUUACGUAAUAUGAGGUUAUCAGUAUAUUUAAUUAGGAACAGUAUUUUUUGAAACAAGUUUGUAGAAUAAGCAGAAUUAUACGUACACCUAUUCGGCUUGAAUUAAAACAUUGUAUUGUCCUUUUGUAAGAAAGAAAUGAGUUGUCAUUUGAAUAAGCAAUAAAUUUUUACUUACUGAGUUAUA
Molecule: messenger RNA, 2557 nt
Organism: Chelonus insularis
Lineage: Eukaryota; Metazoa; Arthropoda; Insecta; Hymenoptera; Braconidae
Product: putative ferric-chelate reductase 1 homolog
Exons: 11
Coding region: 430-2316 (628 amino acids)
Cellular component (GO): membrane
Molecular function (GO): transmembrane ascorbate ferrireductase activity
Source: RefSeq, a predicted model, not a curated record